GUUAGUAGGGUUCCUUUCAAAUUUCUCUAUUCUCCAUGAAAUAACACACACCACCAACAAUACUGCAUCCAUUCCUCUUAGCUACUCGCGAAAUCGGAACCCUUUGAUCGUGUUUUGCGACACUACACUUGAAACACAAAUGGCUCAGAAGGAAAGAAGCAGAAUCCCAGGUUCCAUCGAGACCCAAUAUGAGGAGAGUGAGACAGACGAGUCUUCUUUGUCUUCUAGUUCCUCAGAAGAUGAGGAGGAGAUAGAGAAGGAGCUGGCAGAUGUAACGUUUGAGGAGUUGCAGAAAGCACGCUCAAAUGGGGCACAUGCUUUUUUGCAGAAACCCAACGAAGACAAAAAGUUAAAAAGGGCUAACAAGAAUAGGCCAAUGGAAGCUAGUAGCAAAAAGCCAGUUUCUGGUUUUAGAGAGGUUAUUCAAGCUCCUAAAAAGGUUGUACGUGAUCCACGAUUUGAAUCUCUUUGUGGUAAACUUGACCCUGAAGGGUUCAGAAAGAGAUAUAAUUUUUUAUAUGAAAAUGAUCUUCCUGCUGAAAGACAGGCUCUUAAGAAGCAAUUGAGGAAAUAUAAAGAUCCAAAGCGCAUAAAUGAAAUAGAAGAGCAGAUAUCAUGGAUUGACAAACAGUUGAAAUCGGGUUCAGCAAAGAAUAUUGAUGCAGAGAUAUUGGCUAAGCACAAAAAGAAAGAGAGAGAAGCAGCAAAGCAGGGAAAACGUCCUUUUUAUCUCAAGAAAUCUGAAAUACGUAAACAAAGUCUUAUUGAAAAAUAUAAGCAUCUCAAGUCAUCUGGCAAACUUGAAUCAUUUGUUGAGAAAAGGCGGAGGAGGAAUGCUGCAAAGGACCAUAGAUACAUGCCGUAUCGUAGAUCUGGUGAUGUGGAAUAAGGAUUUUAGCUUUAAGAUUCUUUCAUGGGCUAUACUGGAAAAUAGCACCCCAAAAAAUGGCAUGUGCAUUUUGUCUCCCAUCUUUGGGGAUUAAAGAUAAAAGCCUCUUCUGUCAACCUAGUAACCAUGUGCAUGUCCAAUUAGAGUGCAAACUAAGUUGGGUAGAAUUUUUUUUCAUAGAAUUAAUUUUGAACUGUUAAUUGUAAUUGAGAUUUGUAUUUAAAUUAAUCUUGGUCAAAAAUUUACAUUAGGCGUGUUCUUCAUUGAAAAGUGAGAAUUGAUAUUCUAAUGCCGAAACAAACACGAGUUAACGUGCUUGGCAAAAUCAUGGUUGAGUUGGGUUUGAAUUUGAUUUGGGUCCCAAACCAUGGUUUGGGCUUUUUUAUUUAAAUAUUAUAAAAAUAAAAACAAAUUCUU
This is a messenger RNA of Abrus precatorius (Indian licorice), 1306 nucleotides long. Its product is annotated as ribosomal RNA processing protein 36 homolog. Gene Ontology annotation, cellular component: 90S preribosome; nucleolus. The coding region runs from base 140 to 889 and encodes 249 amino acids. Gene Ontology annotation, biological process: maturation of SSU-rRNA from tricistronic rRNA transcript (SSU-rRNA, 5.8S rRNA, LSU-rRNA). The record is from RefSeq and is a predicted model, not a curated record. NCBI's taxonomy places the organism in Eukaryota, Viridiplantae, Streptophyta, Magnoliopsida, Fabales, Fabaceae. The transcript has 10 exons.